UCCUUUAUCCCUUUGGUUUAUUCCGGCGAGGUCAACUUGAUAGGUUCAAAGGUCACAAGAUCGGGGUACGCCGGCUGUAUACGGAAAUAGGUCUCUCCACGUUUUACAGAAAUCAUCACGUCGUUUGAUAUAGCUAUACCAGUGGGAUGUCUGACAAGGUGCAGAACUGCCCCUGUCCGCUAGGGUACGUCAUCAGGAAGGCCACGCCUGAAGACUGCGGGGAUAUAGUCAGGAUGAUAAAGGAGCUAGCGCAACAUGACGGGUUGGGACACAAAGUAGCCAUCACAGAAGAAAAAUUAAGAGAGGAUGGUUUUGGAGAAACCCCUUAUUUCCACUGUUUUGUAGCGGAGACCACACCGAAAACAUCUUCAGGCACAUCCGUUCUCGCUGGAUACCUCAUGUAUUUCUUUAUGUAUGAUUCCUACAACGGACGGUUCUUGUACGUGGAAGAUUUCUACGUGUCUCCGUCUCAGAGGGAAUCAAGACAAAUCGUAGGCUAUGCCAUGUACUUCUUCAUGUAUUGCACCUUCGUGGGAAGGGUGAUCUUUUUAGAAGACUUCUACGUAUAUCCUCAAUUCCGCGGCUCUGGAAUCGGUACGGAGCUAAUGAAGAGAGUUGCACAGGUAACUGAGUGA
This is a messenger RNA of Branchiostoma floridae (Florida lancelet), 635 nucleotides long. Its product is annotated as diamine acetyltransferase 2-like. The transcript is spliced from 7 exons. The coding region runs from base 147 to 635 and encodes 162 amino acids. Gene Ontology annotation, molecular function: N-acetyltransferase activity. NCBI's taxonomy places the organism in Eukaryota, Metazoa, Chordata, Leptocardii, Amphioxiformes, Branchiostomatidae. The record is from RefSeq and is a predicted model, not a curated record.